This is a messenger RNA of Octopus bimaculoides (California two-spot octopus), 7539 nucleotides long. RefSeq lists its product as uncharacterized. Lineage: Eukaryota; Metazoa; Mollusca; Cephalopoda; Octopoda; Octopodidae. The record is from RefSeq and is a predicted model, not a curated record.
GGAGUAGUCAUUGCUAAUCAGCUCCCUCAUCCACUCACACUCAUAAGGACAGCGACCCGUGAGUUGGACCAGGAUUAGAGUGCGGCUAAGAUGCAAGAACAAAACCGUGGAGCAUCCGUGGUCAAUGUCGGUCGCAUCAUCUUCACGAAUUUCGAAAAAAAUAUCCUCAGAGAGUUGGUAGACGAACAUCGGGAAAUAUUGGAGUGUAAGAAAAAUGAUUGGCGAUCCAUCAAAAUGAAGACAGAAACAUGGAACGCCAUAGCAGACGAAUUCAAUUCACAACCGGGUGUUAACCGGAAAGACUGCAAACAAUUAAAGAAAUGCUGGGAGAACAUGAAGGCAAGAGCCAAAAAAGCACUUAACAAAGACAUUAUAGAGAUUCCACGUUUUGUAGAGGAGCUUGAAAAUCAAGUAGGAAGCGCUGAUGCAGUUACUCUUGGGGUACCUACUGGUAGUGUUGGAAUUACCGGGGUUACCAUUACUGGUACCGCAACACCUGCAGGUUCUGGUGGUUCUAUCAAAGUAGAGCCAGUACAUAAUCGUUUGUAUGUUGAAGCUGACCAUCCUUAUGUCGUCGGAGGUGGGCACGGCCAUGCGGAGACAUCUGGUGGUGCGAGUAACGGAGGUGGUGGCACGACUCCUGGAGGGAGCAGCGCGAAUGGAAAUGGAAACCCCGCGGGUAACGUUACACCAAGCGGUGCUGGUGGGAAUGGCACCACGGCAACGGUGGUUGGAGUUGUUACUGGGGGAACAGGACAUAUAAACAAUAACAACAACCACACACACAUUCAUAACCACAGCCAAGCGCAUAUACAGAAUAACUUUACACAUCAGUCAGUCACAGUCUUAGAAUGUCCAGAUGAUGACGAUAGUCCACCACCAACCAUAACUGUUCCUGUGUCUGGAGGACCUGUGCCUACGGGGAUAUUUCCUAUUUCUAAUGGUGACAUGUGCAGUCCAAACAGCAUGUUAGCAGGAGGUGAUGCAACCACACAAGCAAUAAACAACCAAGUUGUACUUGUAAAAAUGCAACAGGAACAACAUGAAAUGCAAAUGUUAAUGAUGAAACGAAAAUUAGAUUAUGCAGCUGCUGAACACAAAGCCAAAAUGGACGUUUUCCAGAUUCAACGCCAAUACUGGGCUCUACAAUAAUUGACCAACAUGCAGCUGUGAUACCUAUUUGCAGACGUACUAUAGAGAGCCAGGCAGAACAGAGCAGUUAGAUCAUAGACACAACAUAGUACUGGUAAGCAAAACAUGAACUAUCAAUCCUAUGGCUAGGAUUAUGAUACUUCACUAACUUGGCUAAUUACAAACUUCUUUGAUAUUAAGUAAGUUGAAAGCGGUGAACUGGCUGAAUUUUUAGCAUGAUGAGUGAAAUGCUUAGCAGCAUUUUGUCUGUCUUUAUGUUCUGUGUUCAAAUUCUGCUGAGGUCCAUUUUACCUUUCAUUCUUUCGGGGUCAAUAAAAUAAGUACCAGUUGAACACUGGGGUCAAUGUAAUCGACUUAACCCUCCCUUAAAAUUGCUGGACUUGUGUCAAAAUUUUAAACCAACAUUAAGUAAGUUGUAUGGUAGCAAAAUCCUUAAGCUUUCAUAAUUAAUGUAAUAUUUGUUCCAGAAACAAAAAUAAAUAAAUAAAAUAAAACCCUAAAAACCUAAUGAAAUUAUAAUGUAAUCUAAAAUAUCCAUCAGAAAAAUUUAAGUUUGUUGAUCAUAAACAGCUGUUGAUCAAUUUCAUGUUAGAAGUUCAUCUUGUUUCAUUCAUUCUUUCAUUAAGCAAUGCUAAAUAUAUAUAUAGCAUUACGAACAGAAAUUCAUAUCAGUAUAUUUUGUUAUAUCAAUGCAAUUGCUGGAUAAAUACUUUGUUUUAUAUUUUAUCUUCUUUUUUUUGUGUAUGUGUGUGUUGUACUAUUUCUAACUCAUGAGAGUUGAAUAAUUUUAUUGCAUAAUUUUUAGAUAAAUUUAUUUUCCCUCAGGACUGUAUUUUUGAUGUGAGGUAUAUUUUUCUAUAUUUUUUAUUAUUAUUUUAUAUUUGUCAUCUGAUUAUUACAUGUUAAUAGUCUUAUUUUUUGUCGAUAAUAUUAUUGUUAAUUUUGUAUAAGAUGACGAUCUGGCAGAAUUGUUAGCAUGCUGGAUGAAAUGUUUAGUACCAUUUCUGGCAUUUGAUGUCCUGAGUUCAAAUCCUGCCAAAGCCAACUUAUACAACUAAAAGCCAACUUUCAUCCCUGCUGGGUCAAUAAAAUAACAUAACAAUCAAGUACUGAAGUUGAUGUAAUCAACUAACCCCCUCCCAAUAAAGUUGCUGGUUCUAUACCAAAACUAGAAAGAAUUAUUAUUAUUAUUGUCUUUGAAAUAAGUACCAGGUAUAUACUAGGGUCAAUGCUAACUAGCUAAGCUCUUUCCUGGCAGAUUUCUAGUGACAUUAUGCCACUUUAAGAAACCACUGUCACUAUUUUCACUACCUCCUACACAUUUACUCUUUCUUUCAGUUUGUUUAUAGAGCCUGGAAUCUUCUUUCAAAAGCUAUUUAAUAAUUCCUAUUUAAUUGUGUAUCCAUGUUUUAGUGGAACUUUAUAGAGUUAAGCAGCAAUUAAUGAAUGCAAUUGUAAUGAUACAAAGUGUAUCUAAAGGAAUACAUUUUAUUCCCUUAACUGAUUUUUAUCUAUGUCACAUCUCAGCCCCAUUCUGCAGCUUAGAGAUGCAACACAUUCCUCAACACAUGAGCUGUCCCAAGUAUUGCUGCCAUCUGAAUACCUCCUCAGAAGUUUGGUAUUUGCAGCUUUUGAUGCCAGGAUAUUGCUCUUUUCGAGAUGGUUCUAAGUGCAUUGAUCACAAUAGGUACCACACUCACUUUUGAAGCUCUGUGGAUUUUUUUUUUUUGUUUCCAAUCAUAAGUCUUGGUACUUCCCGACACCUUCAUCCUCUGUCUUAACAAUAUUCUGGUUUGCAGGAAAAGCAACCUUGAUGCAGGUCCAUUCUGUGGACUCUCAGCUGGAAAGUGAUAUCUGGUCAGUCAUGUUGCAGCCUUUUGUCUGUAUAUAUUGGCAUAUCCCAUGUGCGUCUCACCUGAUCAUUCUCUGCUACUGGCCAAAGUUGGUGUUCAUAUGGAUCAUUCUAGCCCAUACUUCUUGUACAACUCCCAUUGUAUCCGCACUGCUAUUUUGUCAUGAUAUUUUUUGUAUGCCUCUAGUUUUGAGCUUCCACUAGUUAUAUGUCUGUCUCAGACAAUUUUCCACAUAGCCUACAAAAAAGGUAAUGCUGCUGUCUUAUCAAUGCUACACUUGAUUGACUUUGUACAUAAAGCUUAUUCUUGAGUUUGUGCAUUUAAAGCUUGUUUUUGAGUAGCAAGAAUCAGCCCUGUUUCCUUCUGUAAAAAACUCUGUCUUAACCAUCUCCAGGACUCUUCAUUGGUUUCAUCCAAUGUUUGCUGGAAAAGCUCUCCGUGUUGGACUUUCUCUUUCCAGUUGACCAUCCGCUGCUGCUGUUGUUAUUGUUGCUGUUGAUGAUGAUGAUGAUGAUAGUGGUGUAAUAAAGUUGUGGUGGUGUUGAUAAUGAUGAAUUUGAAGAUAAUGAUGAAACUUAUCAUUCUAAGUGAAGACAAUUGCUAGUGAAUAUGGCUUUACUGAGGAGAUUUAACAAAAACAAAACAUAUUUGAUGUUUUUUACAUUUGACGACGAAGAUAAGGCUCUCUCUCUGCAUUGUCAUUUUUCAAAAAUUCGUAGGAGUUAUCUCCCCUGCUUUCUGUAUUUAGAUUUGAAUUUGCAAUAACAUUUCCAUUCACAAAACGAGUUUCUACUGUACAUAUGUACAUACAUGCUUGCAUACAAAUACAUACACACAUACAUACCACUUACAUACAUACAUACAUAUUUGCAUACUACUUAUAUACACACAUACACAUGCUGUCCAUCUCUGUCUAUCUUCCCCCCCUCUCUCUCUAUAUAUAGAUUAAAUAGAUAUUAGAUAUAUUAAUGUUUGUUUUCAUGUUCAGUUAUAAAGAAAACAAUUUUACAUUAAUCUGAUGGGUUACUCUAUACAUUUGUAGAGUGCAAAUUUAUUCUUCUUCUAUAAAAAUGUUGUUGACAAUGACUUCAAAGUUUCAACCAGUUAAGCCAUCAUUGGCAGUCUGACAAUAGCUUAAAUGGCUGAAACUGAGCAGUCACUGUCAACAACAUUCCUAGGCACGUAAAAAGCACCCAAUACACUCUCAGGGUGGUUGGCAUCCAGCUGUAGAAACCUUGCCAGAUCAGAUUGGAGCCUGGUGCAGCCUCCUGGCUUGUCAGUUCUCAUCAAACCAUCCAACCCAUGCCAGCAUGGAAAGCGGACGUUAAACGAUGAUGAUGAUGAUGAUAUAAUAUAAAUAUAUAUGUAUUUAUUUAUUUAUAGUUAAUUGAUAAAAAUAAUGAAUCUAAGAAAAGGUAUUUUGUUUUGUCUUGAUACAUCAGGAAUUAGUUGAAUAAGAGUCCACUCACCUUUUGUUACAACCAAUCCCUGAUUGACUCCAGAUGAAAUAAAAAUAAAAAACUUUUUGUUGCAUUCAUUAUAUUGACUCUUAGUUGUAAGUGCUUUCCUCUGAACAGUUAACCCUGAAUUUUAUACACACGGCCACACAUACACACACACACACACACAUAAACCACGGUUUAUAUAGUUACCUUGCAGUUGAGUAUUAAAUGUAAUGUUCAAUAUUCUUUGUAUAGGUAACUAACCAGUACUUUCAUAGGAUUUUGCUAUCCCUGAAUGAGGUUUGUAACCUUUAAUUGUGAUUCUAUAUAUAUAUAUAUAUAUAUAUAUACACGUAUACAUAUAUAUAUAUCCAAUAUUGGUAGAAUCAACGAAAAAGGUACUCCAUCCAGUGUCAGACAAAUAUCUAAUACAAAAUCAAAAGGGCCACUAAUAGUUUUAUGCUUUUGUGAUACUUUAAGUUGGCAUAUUUAUAAACUGAGCCAUGUAUCUCUAAGCAAUCUUUCAGGCUCUGUUUGUGCAUCCUUGUUUUUAAAAUACAUAUAAUGCUUAAACAGAGCCUGAAAGAUUGCUUGGAGAUACAUGGCUCAGUUUAUAAAUAUGCUUAGUUAAAAAUAUCAUAAAAGCAUGAAACUAUCAGUCGCUCAUUCAGUUGUGUAUUUGAGAAAAAUAUGUUUUGGUUAUAUCAAAUGGUAUAUUGGUUAUAUCAUUUUAUUGAUCCUUAAAUGGUGAGAAGUGAAGUCAGUUGUGGUGGCAUUUGAUUGUAGGACAUAAUGGGAUUGAACUAAACACAUCAAGGAAUUUUGUUUGAUGCUCUGCUGGUUCAAGCAGUAUCCAUUCAGUCACUAUGGCAGACUGAAAACAAGCAACAUCAUGUUUUUUUUUUUCUUCCCUCCCAAGGGGUAUACCAAACUGUAAUAAGUAAUAACAUUUAAACUCCUGUCUAUUAAGGAAUAACUAUCAAUCAACAAAUAUGAGGAUUAUUAAUUUACUCUGUUUCUUCCUUUUUGUUUUGUUUCCUCACUGCCUCCUCCCUCACCAUUCUCCUUCAUAAAUAGGAAUUUUUUUUUCUUUUGUUUUUCCAGUUUGCAAAAAUUUCAAAAGGUUGUAAAUUCUGACUAUGUCUUUUAACCCUAUAGCAUUCAGAUUAUUUGGUCAAACGUAAUGCUUAUUUAUUCAUAUUACUUUGAAUUAAUUGUAAAUUAUCUCAUGGUUUUGAGAUUUCAUUGAUAUGAUUAUUUAUUUUUAGAGUGACAGUGUAGAGUAGAUAAGAGAAGCUGGACCUGGCCAGUUUGAACAAAAAAAAAAACAAAUAAAAAAAAGAUAGAAUAUUUGGGCUGGAUAUGGCUGGUUUGAAUGCUAAAGGGUUAAACUCACCAAAACACUAGCACUUGUUAAUAAUCAGUUUUCUGAAAAUUUAGUCUUUUUGUUAUGUUUAUGUAUUUGUUUUGCAAGAUUCUUGAUGUGAAAUUGUAUGUUGAAAUAGAUAAUACUAUACUUGGGGAUGGUCAUAUUUUGUCAAUUAAACACAAAGGAACUAAGAUAAUAAACAAAAAAGCUGAAAUGAAGACCAAGAUAUAGUGUGAGUGUUUAAUUGGCAAAAUAAGACCAUUCCCAAGAAUAACAAUAUUAUUUGUUUUUGUUUUUCUGAUUAGGCUUAUAUUGUACAAUGUUUUGGUGAACUUACUUAAAUAUCUCAUUUUUUUUUUAAUGUAAAUAAUUGAAACAUUAAAAAAAAAGAUAAUGUAAAUAUUCUAAAUAUAGUCAAAAUUAACAUAACAUGAAAACAAAUAAUAACAUUGAUAUUCUACUUCUUAUUUUUUUAACUGAAAAUAUUAUAUAAGAGGAGAUGAAGCUGGUAAAGUUAACAAAGAUUCAAGCUACUCUUGAUCAAAAUUUGCUAUUCAUUUCUUGCUCCUCACAAUUCUCAGAAAUAUGUGGUACUAUGAUUUUUAUCAAUGUAGUAGGCACUAUAUGAUCAAAUGUUUGUUAGCUUUCAGUAUUGAGUUCAAUCCACUCACACUUUUUAUACUUGCAAAAGGGUAAGGCAACAUGCCCAAGAUACUGUAUUUUCCAGCAUACAAGUUGAUGUAGUAUAUAGUGUAAACUUGUUAUGUAAACAUUAAAACAUUGUCACUAUCUUUUUGAAUCCUGCUGCAUUUCACAUUUGGUCCUCCAAAGUCAUUGUGGUGUAUAAGUUGACCUGCCUUUUUUUUGCUGUAAAUUUUGGCCUGAAAAAUUUGACUUGUAUGCCAGAAAAUACAGUAAAGGUGGUGAGCUGGCAGAAUCAUUAGCACGCCGGGCGAAAUGCUUAGUGGUAUUUCGUCUGCCGUUACGUUCUGAGUUCAAAUUCCGCUGAGGUCGACUUUGCCUUUCAUCCUUUCGGGGUCGAUAAAUUAAGUACCAGUUAUGCACUGGGGUCGAUGUAAUCAACUUAAUCUCUUUAUCUGUCCUUGUUUGUCCCCUCUAUGUUUAGCCCCUUGUGGGCAAUAAGAAAAAAAGAAAAUACAGUAAACUACAAAGAUGAAACCUUUAAGUUCUACCCCAUCCUUGUGCUGAGUCACUAUCAAUGGAUAAUGGCCCUCACACAACAAAUGUAUUAUAGUAGAUUAACUGUGAAUGUAAGUUAAUAUCAUCAUGCAUCAUUGUAAUGGAUUUCAUUAUUUCUCCAUGGUUUUUAAGUUUGUGAGCUGAGAUGUUAGAAGUCUGUUCAUUAGAAUGAAGUCUUUCAAUUAACAUAAUCUUCAUUUCAAUACAAAUACAGAAAAAAAAAGUAAAAAAUUUGGUUCUUAAAUACAUGUAUAUUUUCUUUCCCAUUUUAAUUUUCAAACUUAAUGACACUCUUGUUUUAUUCUGGUCAAUUAUAUGUUUUAUUUAUUGACAUUCCUUGUCAAAGAAGAAAAAUAAAAAAAUAAAAAAAUUUUCAUAUGGAUGCUUAAUAAAUGGAUUUCCAAACUGCUGAUAAAUUUCCAUACUAAAUUUAUUUUUGAACUUAUGGAAGAGAAAAUUACAUGUGUAUGGAAAUUUGAUUCAUUGUACUUCAUUUUAGAAAAUAAAAAUAUUCUAAAAUAAA